Fusarium odoratissimum NRRL 54006 is the source of this 1308-nucleotide messenger RNA. RefSeq names its product murein transglycosylase. Gene Ontology annotation, cellular component: cell surface; extracellular region. The transcript has 5 exons. The record is from RefSeq and is a predicted model, not a curated record. Lineage: Eukaryota; Fungi; Ascomycota; Sordariomycetes; Hypocreales; Nectriaceae. Gene Ontology annotation, molecular function: beta-glucosidase activity. Gene Ontology annotation, biological process: glucan catabolic process. Bases 1 to 1308 code for a protein of 435 amino acids.
AUGAUAGUGUUUGAGAUACGGACAUCUGCCUUUAUCACCGCCGCUGCGGUCCUUACUACGUCUGUUAAUGCAUGGCUUCCUAAUACUGAACCUCAUGCCUUGAACGAGCGUGACAAUGAAACCUUUGUAUACCCUCUUCGAACAGAGCCGAACAACAAAAGGUGGCUUCCAGCGACCAAAAAGAUCCGGGGAGUAAACCUCGGGUCUCUUUUCAUCUAUGAGCCCUGGAUCGAUAGCCAAGAAUGGGCCAACACAGGUUGUGAGGGGGAAAAGUCCGACUUUGACUGUGUCAUGAACAAAGGACAAGAUAUUACGGACAAAAACUUUCAAGCUCAUUGGAAACGCUGGAUUAAUCAAACCGAUCUCGACGAGAUGUUGAGCUAUGGCCUGAAUACUAUUCGUGUGCCUCUAGGGUAUUGGCUAAAGGAAGACCUGGUUGAUGAUUCAGAGCACUUCCCCAAGCUAACAUUUGGAGGGUGGUUUGGAAUACUUGACUCAACUCUGUGGUUGGGCAAGCGAUCGAGGCUUCUACAUCAUUCUCUCAACAAGUUCAUAGCAUAUGCUAACUGUAAAAAUAGCCUACACGGUGUCCCGGGUGCUCAAGAAUCAAACCAGCCCUUUACGGGUCAAUAUGCUCCGACAGUUGGGUUCUAUAGUGACUAUAACUAUGGGCGCGCGAUCGAAUGGCUCGAGUGGAUGACCGACAUAAUCCACACCAAGAAAGAGUAUCGCAAUGUUGGCAUGCUUGGGUUAGUCAAUGAGCCGCUGAACUGGGACAAGGCCGUUGAUUCGUUGCGAAAGACCUAUUAUCCCAAGGCCUGCAGUGCAAUUCGCAAGGUCGAGGACAAGCUCAAGGUUACCAGCAACAACCGCCUUCAUAUCCAUAUGAUGGGUUCUCUAUGGGGCAGCGGAAAGCCAACCGAGUUCCUCAGGGACACCUCAUUCACGGCUUUCGACGACCAUCGAUACCUCAAGUGGGAUACGAGUGUUGAAGCUUCCCAUGGCGCGUACAUCAAGAAAUCUUGUUCCGAUGAUCGCAACACUGACGGCCCCACGAUUGUUGGCGAAUGGUCACUAGCUGUGCCCGAUGAUGUUGAGAAGACUGAUGCUUGGAAUCCUCAGACUCAGAAGGAGUUUUACACCAAGUGGUUCUCUGCUCAGGUGCAUGCAUAUGAAGAGAAUACUCUUGGAUGGGUCUUUUGGACUUGGGAGGCUAGUCUUGGUGAUGACUAUCGCUGGUCUUAUAGAGAUGCGGCGAGAGCUGGCGUGAUUCCCAAAGACCUCGACUCCCUUCCCAGUGUUUGUUGA